Molecule: messenger RNA, 1692 nt
Organism: Stegastes partitus (bicolor damselfish)
Lineage: Eukaryota; Metazoa; Chordata; Actinopteri; Pomacentridae
Product: WD repeat-containing protein 49
Exons: 11
Coding region: 1-1692 (563 amino acids)
Molecular function (GO): protein binding
Source: RefSeq, a predicted model, not a curated record
AUGGUGAUUGGCUGGAGGGAAAAGGAAAGCAGGAGUCUACGAGUCACUUCUUUCUUUACAAAGAGGGGUGUCUGGGAUGUGGACCACCACUGUGGACUCAGUCUGAUAGCCACAGCAGGUGUGGAUCAUCAGGUCUUGCUGUGGAACCCUUACGUGACCUCAGAGCCAGUGUGUGUGCUCAGUGGGCACACAGGCCCCGUCACCGCAGUUCACUUCACGCAGGCAAAGCAACAACUGCUCAGCUACUCCAAAGAUAAGGUGCUCUGUCUGUGGGACGUGUCCAGCCAGUUGUGUGUUCACCGUCUGGCAGAUGUCUUCCCGAAGACGCAGGAGGACACACACACACUCUUAUUUCUGCACGAGGAGCGUCAACACCUCCUGCUUUCCUUUAACAGUCUUCUUCUCCUGCUGGAGACAGUGAAGGAGGAGAGGAUCAGCAGCCACGAACAUCCAGUUACCUGUGUGCUCUAUAACAGCCUGUUUAGACAGGUAGUCAGCGGCGACUCUGCCUCCUCUGUGAUCUGCUGGCUGGCUGGCACAGGUCAAAAGGUCAAACAGUUCCACCGCUGUCAUGGCAACGCAGAGAUCUCCACCAUAGCCCUGGAUGGCACUCAGACCCGGCUGUUUACUGCAGGCACUGACGGAGAGGUCAAAGUCUGGGACUUCAACGGCCGCUGCCUCCACAGAAUGAACGCCGGGUUGGGUCGGGCCGUGGACAUCUCACAGGUGUUGUUGCUGAAGAGGAGCAUACUGGUGAUGGGCUGGGAAAGGAUGCUAACAGUUUUCCGACUGCAUUCCUUCUCGCAGCCUUUUGUUGAGCCCUCUGAGUGGAAGGGGGGCGUUCAACAUCGCGGCGAUGUUCUCUGUGCUGCAUUCCAGCCUCCACAGACUCUAGUCACAGGAAGCUACGAUGGAGAGAUCAUAAUAUGGAACAGCAGCACAGAAAGAGCUUUGAAAAGACUGCGGCCACAUGCUGAACAUGAAGACUACAAGAAGCCACAAGACAACUGCACUGCCAUCACCAGAUUGUUCUUCAUACCAGGACGCACAUCUGUGACAGCAGCAACAGGUGGUGCAGAUUUGGUGUCCUGUGGUGGCUCAGGUGUGGUUCAGCUCUGGAACACCCAAUACAGCCGUCUGGUGGGACAGUUCACAGCUCACAACGGGGACCUGGGAUCUAUUGUUAUGACCGGCAGCCCCUGUGGAAAAUAUUUAGUCACGGCUGAUAGGGAAGGAACAAUCAAGACGUGGGAUAUAAAGGAUUACUGUCUCAAACCAGAUGAAGGAGCGAGAGAAGAACUCCCAAAACUGCUACAUACUUUCCGCCCACAUCUCAAUCACGUGACUCACCUGGAGACAUGCACGCACGGCGACAGGCUCCUCCUCCUGUCCUCAUCAUCAGACUGCAGCGUUGCCCUUAGCUACCUGCCCGGAGAGACCGUCGGGCUGUUCGGACAGGAUCACUGGUGCCUGGAGAGACCUGGACCACUGCAGCCCCAACGGGAACCAGAGCGGGACCACAGUGACCACGGAGGGCGAGAAAACACCAGACUGGAAGGAAAGAGAUCACCUGCAGCGCUCGGUGAAUCUAAUACUGACCCAGGACAUGACAGCGCUGCAGAGGAAGGAGGGGUGAGGAUAAAAGAUGAGGACAGCAGGAGAAAGGCAGAAGUGGACACAAGAGAACCUUGA